ACGUCACGCACCGGGGUGACGUCACGACCGUGACACGAGGGUGACGCCGUUGCCGCGGCGACUUCUCGUCGUCUCCGCCCCCUUUCCCCGCUCCCCCCCGCACCCCCAGCCUAGCGUCCUUCCCCCAAUCCCCUCAGGCUCGGCUGCGCCCGGGGCCGCGGGCCGGUACCUGAGGUGGCCCAGGCGCCCUCCGCCCGCGGCGCCGCCCGAGCCGCUCCUCCCCGCGCCCCCCGCGCCUCCGCCUCCGCCUCCCCCAGCUCUCCGCCUCCCUUCCCCCUCCCCGCCCGACAGCGGCCGCUCGGGCCCCGGCUCUCGGUUAUAAGAUGGCGGCGUUGAGCGGUGGCGGUGGUGGCGGCGCGGAGCCGGGCCAGGCUCUGUUCAACGGGGACAUGGAGCCCGAGGCCGGCGCCGGCGCCGCGGCCUCUUCGGCUGCGGACCCUGCCAUUCCGGAGGAGGUGUGGAAUAUCAAACAAAUGAUUAAGUUGACACAGGAACAUAUAGAGGCCCUAUUGGACAAAUUUGGUGGGGAGCAUAAUCCACCAUCAAUAUAUCUGGAGGCCUAUGACGAAUACACCAGCAAGCUAGAUGCACUCCAACAAAGAGAACAACAGUUAUUGGAAUCUCUGGGGAACGGAACUGAUUUUUCUGUUUCUAGCUCUGCAUCAAUGGACACCGUUACAUCUUCUUCUUCUUCUAGCCUUUCAGUGCUACCUUCAUCUCUUUCAGUUUUUCAAAAUCCUACAGAUGUGGCACGGAGCAACCCCAAGUCACCACAAAAACCUAUCGUUAGAGUCUUCCUGCCCAACAAACAGAGGACAGUGGUACCUGCAAGGUGUGGAGUUACAGUCCGAGACAGUCUAAAGAAAGCACUGAUGAUGAGAGGUCUAAUCCCAGAGUGCUGUGCUGUUUACAGAAUUCAGGAUGGAGAGAAGAAACCAAUUGGCUGGGACACUGAUAUUUCCUGGCUUACUGGAGAAGAAUUGCAUGUGGAAGUGUUGGAGAAUGUUCCACUUACAACACACAACUUUGUACGAAAAACGUUUUUCACCUUAGCAUUUUGUGACUUUUGUCGAAAGCUGCUUUUCCAGGGUUUCCGCUGUCAAACAUGUGGUUAUAAAUUUCACCAACGUUGUAGUACAGAGGUUCCACUGAUGUGUGUUAAUUAUGACCAACUUGAUUUGCUGUUUGUCUCCAAGUUUUUUGAACACCACCCAAUACCACAGGAAGAGGCCUCCUUAGCAGAGACUGCCCUAACAUCUGGAUCAUCCCCUUCUGCACCCGCCUCAGACUCUGUUGGGCCCCAAAUUCUCACCAGUCCGUCUCCUUCAAAAUCCAUUCCAAUUCCACAGUCCUUCCGACCAGCAGAUGAAGAUCAUCGAAAUCAAUUUGGGCAACGAGACCGGUCCUCAUCAGCUCCCAAUGUGCAUAUAAACACAAUAGAACCUGUCAAUAUUGAUGACUUGAUUAGAGACCAGGGAUUUCGUGGUGAUGGAGCCCCUUUGAACCAGCUGAUGCGCUGUCUUCGGAAAUACCAAUCCCGGACUCCCAGUCCCCUCCUACAUUCUGUCCCCAGUGAAAUAGUGUUUGAUUUUGAGCCUGGCCCAGUGUUCAGAGGAUCAACCACAGGUUUGUCUGCCACCCCCCCUGCCUCAUUACCUGGCUCACUAACUAACGUGAAAGCCUUACAGAAAUCUCCAGGACCUCAGCGAGAAAGGAAGUCAUCUUCAUCCUCAGAAGAUAGGAAUCGAAUGAAAACACUUGGUAGACGGGACUCAAGUGAUGAUUGGGAGAUUCCUGAUGGGCAGAUUACAGUGGGACAAAGAAUUGGAUCUGGAUCAUUUGGAACAGUCUACAAGGGAAAGUGGCAUGGUGAUGUGGCAGUGAAAAUGUUGAAUGUAACAGCACCUACACCUCAGCAGUUACAAGCCUUCAAAAAUGAAGUAGGAGUACUCAGGAAAACACGACAUGUGAAUAUCCUACUCUUCAUGGGCUAUUCCACAAAGCCACAACUGGCUAUUGUUACCCAGUGGUGUGAGGGCUCCAGCUUGUAUCACCAUCUCCAUAUCAUUGAGACCAAAUUUGAGAUGAUCAAACUUAUAGAUAUUGCACGACAGACUGCACAGGGCAUGGAUUACUUACACGCCAAGUCAAUCAUCCACAGAGACCUCAAGAGUAAUAAUAUAUUUCUUCAUGAAGACCUCACAGUAAAAAUAGGUGAUUUUGGUCUAGCUACAGUGAAAUCUCGAUGGAGUGGGUCCCAUCAGUUUGAACAAUUGUCUGGAUCCAUUUUGUGGAUGGCACCAGAAGUCAUCAGAAUGCAAGAUAAAAAUCCAUACAGCUUUCAGUCAGAUGUAUAUGCAUUUGGGAUUGUUCUGUAUGAAUUGAUGACUGGACAAUUACCUUAUUCAAACAUCAACAACAGGGACCAGAUAAUUUUUAUGGUGGGACGAGGAUACCUAUCUCCAGAUCUCAGUAAGGUACGGAGUAACUGUCCAAAAGCCAUGAAGAGAUUAAUGGCAGAGUGCCUCAAAAAGAAAAGAGAUGAGAGACCACUCUUUCCCCAAAUUCUCGCCUCUAUUGAGCUGCUGGCCCGCUCAUUGCCAAAAAUUCACCGCAGUGCAUCAGAACCCUCCUUGAAUCGGGCUGGUUUCCAAACAGAGGAUUUUAGUCUAUAUGCUUGUGCUUCUCCAAAAACACCCAUCCAGGCAGGGGGAUAUGGAGAAUUUGCAGCCUUCAAGUAGCCACCAUCAUGGCAACAUCUGCUCUUAUUUCUUAAGUCUUGUGUUCGUACAAUUUGUUAACAUCAAAACACAGUUCUGUUCCUCAAAUCUUUUUUUAAAGAUACAAAAUUUCCAAUGCAUAAGCUGAUGUGGAACAGAAUGGAAUUUCCCAUCCAACAAAAGAGGAAAGAAUGUUUUAGGAACCAGAAUUCUCUGCUGCCAGUGUUUCUUCAACAAAAAUACCACGAGCAUACAAGUCUGCCCAGUCCCAGGAAGAAAGAGGAGAGACCCUGAAUUCUGACCUUUUGAUGGUCAGGCAUGAUGGAAAGAAACUGCUGCUACAGCUUGGGAGAUUUGCUAUGGAAAGUCUGCCAGUCAACUUUGCCCUUCUAACUACCAGAUCAAUUUGUGGCUGAUCAUCUGAUGGGGCAGUUUCAAUCACCAAGCAUCGUUCUCUUUCCUGUUCUGGAAUUUUGUUGUGGAGCUCUUUCCCCUAGUGACCACCAGUUAGUUUCUGAGGGAUGGAACAAAAAUGCAGCUUGCCCUUUCUGUGUGGUGCAUGUUCAGGCCUUGACAAAUUUUAUCAAAAGGAAACUAUUUUAUUUAAAUGGAGGCUGAACGGUGAGGAGUAGGUGCGUCUUGGUAUGGAGGAAAAGGGCAUGCUGCAUCUUCUUCCUGACCUCCGGGGUCUCUGGCCUUUUGUUUCCUUGCUCACUGAGGGAUCUGCCUAACCAAGCAGGCUAGAUAGUGCUGGCACACAUUGCCUUCUUUCUCAUUGGGUCCAGCAAUGAAGAUAAGUGUUUGGGGAUUUUUUUUUUCCUCCACAAUGUAGCAAAUUCUCAGGAAAUACAGUUUAUAUCUUCCUCCUGUGCUCUUCCAGUCACCAACUACUUAUGCGGCUACUUUGUCCAGGGCACAAAAUGCCGUGGCAGUGUCUAACUAACCCCCCACAAAACUGCUUAAUAACAGUUUUGAAUGUGAGAAAUUUAGAUAAUUUAAAUAUAAGGUACAGGUUUUAAUUUCUGAGUUUCUUCUAUAUUUUUAUUAAAAAGAAAAUAAUUUUCAGAUUUAAUUGAAUUGGAAAAAAACAAUACUUCCCACCAGAAUUAUAUAUCCUGAAAAUUGUAUUUUUGUUAUAUAAACAACUUUUAAGAAAGAUCGUUAUCCUUUUCUCUACCUAAAUAUGAGGAGUCUUAGCAUAAUGACAAAUAUUUAUAAUUUUCCAGUUAAUGGUACUUGCUGGAUCCACACUAACAUCUUUGCUAAUAAUCUCAUUGUUUCUUACAACUGAUUCCUAACACUACAUCCCACAUCUUCUUUAGUCUUUUAUCUAGAAUAUGCGACCUAAAAUAAAAAUGGUGGCGUCUCCAUUCAUUUUCCUUCUUCCUUUUUUCCCAAGCCUGGUCUUCAAAAGGUUGGGCAAUUUGGCAGCUGAAUUCCCAGACAGAGAACAGAGCAAUUUUAGGGAUAUUAGGACUGAGGGAGGGUGUGGGAAACCUGUCAUCAGUUGUUUUUAUAGAAAGAGCUGGCGUUCAUUAAGAACCUAAAUCUUAACUUUGCACAAAUGGAAAAUCUAACCUAGUUAUAGCUUCCUUUGGCCUUUAUUAAAGGGUAAUAUCAAUCACAGUCAUAGCAAAGAAAGUGGAUGUAUUAAUGGCACAUUAAUGGAAAACCUCCCUUAUCAGGAAUCUAGACUCAAAAUUUAGGAACAUAAAUCAGACCAACCAAGCUAUAGCCAAGGACUUGAAAGAAAUUAAACGAGACCCAGAAUAAAUCAAGGAAUUAGAAAUUGUUAUUUAAAAAUUUCAGAUUGUAACUCCAGGCCCUGCUGUCUAUAUUUCAGCCACUAAAUCUCACUACCAUUAGAUUUUUGCUAACAUACAUGUAUUCAGAAGAAAGCCUAUUGAAAUUUUCAUUGUCUUGUAAAAGGUUUUCCUAGUAAAAUGGAAAAGAUCCUUAAGUUAUUAAUCGGUUUGAAAAAAAUUGUUUUUAAGUUUUACAUCAGGGCAGUGUCUUAAAAAAUUCAGAAAUUGCAAAGGUUGAAAUAAUUCACGCUGAUUUGAAGAACAUCUUCUGUGCAAUAAUACUGCCUCUCUUGAAAAGCAUUGGCUGUUUUUUCUUUUUAAAUAUAUCUCUAGAUGCUUUUAAAUGUGGCUGUGUUCCCUUUACCAAGAUUGGCUUCAAGUUUCCGCAGGUAGAGAGACCUGGGCUUGAACAAGAGGAUGUGUUUCAUGUCCUGCUGAGGAGGCAGAACAUGUGCAGCCUGGGUCCGGGACUGCCUCCACGGGGCAGGGGCAGGGGCGGUACCAUUAGGGAGGAAGCUUAGCAUUUCAGUUUCUUAAACAAUAUUCAGGGUGAUACACUUUUUCUUCCCUUGCAUUUUAGAAUAGGCUGGUAGCUCAUUUGAACUUGGGAGCAGACUUGAUCUCAAAUGAAGCCGUGCCCAGGAGCUAGGCUUAGCAUAUUGAGAUUUUUAUAGAGACCUUAAAAAAUAAAAUAUUUAAACCUCUCUUUUCUUCCUUUUUCUAUGAAAUAGGUUUUUUCUCUAGUUUACAAAUGACAUGAAAAUAGGUUUUAUUUGUGUUUUAUCUGCUUUAUAUUUUGAUGCUUAGACAACAAUUAGACUUACUGAGCUCCUAAAAAAAUGAGGAAGAAGUCCUUAUUUGUGAAAAGCACUUUAUGAGUAAUUGUAUAGACAGUAUGUGGCUGCGUCACUGAUCAUCUUGUAAGGGUGUAACAGUCUUGUCUGUAAAGUGGCUGCAGUGCCUUCUGUAGUGUGUUUUAUUUUUGGUAGGGAGAGGUGAAGCCUUCUGAAAAAUUUGAGAGCAACUAUAGAGGAUUGUUUGUAACUGUGUAGUAUUCCUGAUGGACUUUUUUCAUCGUUAGAGUUAAGGACCUAGACUUUUGCCACUGAAAUAAUAUUGACCAAAAAAAUAGUUUAUAAAAGGGAUUUGUGAAUAGAAAAUUCAGUGUGAUCAUUUGUUGUUAAUGUGCACCUUAAAAGAAGAUUCUGUCUAGCUGUCAAAUUCUGGUUCCUGAAUAUCUCACCCCUGAUUGUAUUUGAGAUCUAGUAGGGCAUACUGGGGCAUUUUAGAAGAUAAAAUCCCAUACAAAUGAUAUAUGCUAUAUUUAUGUUGGUGUUGGAGAAGAAAGAGCAGUAUAUAAAGAAAUAAUUCAAGACGGCAGCACUGUCAACCUGAAAGUUUGUAAAUAUUUCCUAGCUUCUGGUUUGGUGCGGUGACAGCACUUUCAUCACAGGAUGUUACCUUGUAUUCAUCAGGCGGAGUGCGAGCUGCUGCACACCCUCCUCAGAUCUCACCUGUCCCCACUGUACAUCCACCUGCCAGCCGCUUGCAAACCUCAUCUCUAGCUUUAGUUUGAAACCACAUUGCAGGGUUCAGGUGACCUCUUCAAAAAACUACCUCUUCAGAAUGAGGUAAUGAAUAGUUAUUUAUUUUAAAAUAUGAAAAGUCAGGAGCUCUAGAACAUGACGAUGAUUUAAGAUUUUAACUUUUUUGUGUACUUGUAUCUGAGCACUCUCAUUUUGUCCUAAAGGGCAUUAUACAUUUAAGCAGUAAUACUGUAAAAAAAUGUGUUGCUCAGAAUAUCUGAAUGUUGUUGAAAGUGGUGCCAGAACCGGUUUAGGGGUACGUUUCAGAAUCUUAACCUUGAGUCAGUUGCGUGAAAUUAAAUAGCUGUGGUAUCACUUCACUAACAGUGAUGUAAUUUUAAUUUUCAGUAGGCUUGGCGUGACAGUACAUCCUCAUAAUGAGUUUGCUGCAGCUUUGUCACAUGCACAGGCAUUCAUAGAAAGACUGCCCAGCUAAGAGGGUAGAAUGAUUACUUUUUUUGCAAGAUUCUCUUCUUUGUCCAAGUUGGCAUUGUUAGUGCUAGAAUACCAGCACCUUGAGACUAGCAGAUUCCAUCCAUUAGGCUAUAAACACCAUAGCCAGAGAUAGAAGGUUUACUGUGAGUAUGAACAGCAAAUAGCUUACAGGUCAUGUGUUGAAAUGGUGUAGGUGAGGCUCUAGAAAAAUACCUUGACAAUUUGCCAAAUGAUCUUACUGUGCCUUCAUGAUGCAAUAAAAAAGCUAACAUUUUAGCAGAAAUCAGUGAUUUGUGAAGAGAGCAGCCACUCUGGUUUAACUCAGCUGUGUUAAUAAUUUUUAGAGUGCAAUUUAGACUGCAUAGGUAAAUGCACUAAAGAGUUUAUAGCCAAAAUCACAUUUAACAAUGAGAAAACACACAGGUAAAUUUUCAGUGAACAAAAUUAUUUUUUUAAAGCACAUAAUCCCUAGUAUAGUCAAAUAUAUUUAUCACAUAGAGCAACUAGGUUGAAAAUAUAGUUCAGUGACAUUUCUAGAGAAACUUUUUCUACUCCCAUAGGCUCUUCAAAGCAUGGAACUUUUAUACAACAGAAAUGUUGACAGAAAUUGCUGUAGUUUAGGGUUGAAGUACUGUAUGAUGGGCAGCAAUCAUAUAUUAACUUAGAAGGGGAAAUUGAAAUAUAGGACCGAAUUUGGUUUUAUCAGUUUCCAGAGUACUGCUGCCAACCUAGACACUGAUUUUUCAGAGUUUGAAAUGUAAAUUUCUUCCCAGGACUUGAUUGCACAUGAAGCUGGACUGCGUUAGUCAUCCUGUCCCAAAGCGCUGUGGGGGCCAGGGUGGAGGUCUCAAGGCAUCCUUUAUGACCUGGCCGUUGGAUGUAAAAGAAAAAAUAUUCCAUGCUGUGGUUCUUGUAUCUUGUUUCAUUCCUCACCAUUGAAAGAGGAAGUCCAUGUAGUGUCUCCAGCGCAUCCUUGAAAUGUUAUACUGGGAUGGAUUACUGAUGCCCAUUGGUAGUUGAGCCCCAGAAGAGGGUAGUAGCAUCUCCGCCUCAGGCGAUGAUUUGUAGCUUGGCCAGAGGAGAGCGGAGUCACCAGUGUAUCUGUGGUCCAUGUUGCUAGCUCUGGUAAAAUUAAAAAUACUGGUAAGAUGUUUGUUUUAUUAAUACACUAGACAGUAAGCUCUGUUUUGUUGUUUUCAAAUAACCUAUUUUCACUUUUGUUUGGGCAAAGACAUUUAAAUCGAAAUUCAAUUCUAAUUUUUGUUAAUUGUGGAAAGGGUAAUUAACAGUUCCUAUCAGGUAUUUUUAAUGUGGAAAAGGACAGAAACCCAACUCCUAAAAUCUUAAGGUAACAGUGCUUUAAAAAAAAAAAAAUGCAUGGGGCAGUUAGUUCGCAACUCAAUCAGUGACUAAAGUACUUUUAUUUAACAUCCACAACUUCAACUGUUAAGUUUUAUUAAUUACUAAAUCAGCUUUAUUAAAAUGUUGACAUUUAUUUAGCUAUUUUGAAUAAUUAUAGUGACUUGACGAGUGUGUAUGAGGACACAGCCAGUGUAAGCCAGUGUAUCCAUUUUUUAGAGGUGCAUUUUUUUAAAAGAAUUCUGUAGUUGGAAAUGCUCUAAAACAACUAAAAUAUGUUUAUUCAUGGUAGUAUCAAAAAAUAUUUUGUACAAACCAUCUGCUUCUCCCGGCCAGCCAAGUUCAUUCUCCAGCACCAUGACCACGGGUUCUCACAUACAGCACGUAUGCGGGAGUGUUGGCAGAAAAUUUGUGAAGAGAUGCCACAAAAGAAGGGUCUGUUUACAGGGGUGGGAUUGGGGGUUUUGAUGAAGUUGCUUAGUCCUGGUUUUGUUUUGAAAAUUACUGCGUUGCAUUUUUGUGUUGAGUUUUUGAACCCACGUGUGUUUUGGUGGAGUAUGAGUUGGAAGUCACUGCAAACUAGCAUAAACAACAAAGCUCACAGAGUAGGCACAGAUGUAGAGAACAGAGACCAAAAUGGGGUGAGCAAAUCUAGGAUAGGGAAAAAUUAAUGUGAGGGUGGGAAAUAAACUGUUACCUGAAAUCAAAUGUAAGAGUGCAAUAAGUAUGCUUUUUAUUCUAAGCUGUGAACAGUUUUUUUAAGAAUCAUUCCUUCCUAAUACAUUUGUGUAUGUUCCAUAGCUGAUUAAAACCAGCUAUAUCAACAUAUAAUGCCUUUUUAUUCAUGUUAAUGACCAACAUCAGUGACUAGCCUUUAUGUCUUAUUUAUCUUCAUGUUAUGUUAGUUUACAUACAGGGAUGUAUGUCUCUGUGCUGUCCCCUUCUCCUGCCUUCAUUUUAAAAUGCAUCCAUGGGUCCUCCAUGUUUCCUUUGGCCAUGCCACAUAAUAUAGACUCAGUUUGGCCUUGAUGAUGUCGCCUGAUUUUUGAGGACUGUAUCACAGUGAUAUAUAUUUGUGGUAAUCUCAUUUGUUGGUUGUACAUCUGAUCCUUUCCUCAACACGGCAAUUGCUGCCUUUCCUAUGAUAGGAUCAUACAGCUGAUCAGGGGAUUGAAUUUGAUCAUUCAUCAACAUGUGUCUCUCUGAAUUUUAUUCAGUAGUUGUCAUUGCUCUUUGGUUUAGACCAAGAAAAAGGAAAUCCCCCCUUUUCAUGUAUUCCUUGGUUUGAGGACAUGACUCCUGUAAGGGAGAGGAAAGGGAGAUGCUUCCUGUUUGAACUGCAGUGAAUUCACGGUUCCUGUUUCACCACUCCAAACCUUAUGGCGACUCACACACAUUCCUCUUUUCUGUUACUGCCAAAGGUUCGGGCUUAGUACACUUCAGUUCCACUCAAGCAUUGAAAAGGUUCUCAUGGAGUCUGGGGCGUGCCCAGUGAAAAGAUAGGGACUUUUCAAUUGUCCACAGACCUCUCUAUACCUGCUUUGCAAAAAUUACAAUGGAGUAACUAUUUUUAAAGCUUAUUUUUCAAUUCAUAAAAAAAGACAUUUAUUUUCAGUCAAAUGGAUGAUGUCUCCCUCUUUUCCCCUAUUCUCAAUGUUUGCUUGAAUCUUUUAUUAUUUUUUUUAAUUCUCCCCCAUACCCACUUCCUGAUACUUUGGUUCUCUUUCCUGCUCAGGUCCCUUCAUUUGUACUUUGGAGUUUUUCUCAUGUAAAUUUGUAUAACAGAAAAUAUUGUUCAGUUUGGAUAGAAAGCAUGGAGAAUAAAAAAAGAUAGCUGAAAUUCAGAUUGAAGAAAUUUAUUUCUGUGUAAAGUUAUUUAAAAACUCUGUAUUAUAUAAAAGGCAAAAAAGUUCUAUGUACUUGAUGUGAAUAUGCGAAUACUGCUAUAAUAAAGAUUGACUGCAUGGAGAAGUCUUCA
Symphalangus syndactylus (siamang) is the source of this 9883-nucleotide messenger RNA. It is a transcript of the gene BRAF, whose product is annotated as B-Raf proto-oncogene, serine/threonine kinase. NCBI's taxonomy places the organism in Eukaryota, Metazoa, Chordata, Mammalia, Primates, Hylobatidae. The record is from RefSeq and is a predicted model, not a curated record. Gene Ontology annotation, cellular component: plasma membrane; cytosol; mitochondrion. Gene Ontology annotation, biological process: protein phosphorylation; MAPK cascade. Gene Ontology annotation, molecular function: MAP kinase kinase kinase activity; ATP binding.